UUAGUUCGCUGUGAGAAGCGUCGGGCUACAGACCACACUAAAGGUGACCAGCUGAAACAUUAUAUCGGGGAUAGGUUGUUUUUUUUUAUAUAUAUCACCGAGAAGAGAAGAAAACGCCGGAAAGAAAUAACCAACUCGUUAAAAUGCAAAAGGUUUUACUCUUCCUGACCAUUGUCAGCCUGUGCAACGGUUGCCAUGCUUCGGAUUAUUUUUCAUCCAUCACAGGAUUGGAGCAAUUAUUGCAAACGGAAAACAUUUUAAUGCGGGACUUAAAUGCUAAAUUGCAAUCAACUAAAGUGCAAUUGCAGCAGCUGGAGAGCGAAUUAUCGGCCAUUGAGUUUGAACAGGAAUUGGCUUUAAAGGACACAGAGAACUAUUUAACCAAUCCAGUGAAUGUUUAUCGAUUGAUGAAACGUCUCAACACCGACUGGAUGCAGGUGGAGGGCCGUAUAGUCGAUAUGAGCCAUCAAUUGGCCUUUAACCUUAGCCAACGCUAUAAUGAUGGUCUAAGUUUCCCCAGCCAGGAGGAUGUCGAGGGAGCAGCUUUGGCACUGGUGCGCCUGCAGAGCACCUAUAAAUUGGAUGUGGCACAAGUGGCCGCUGGUAUACUGAAUGGCAUUAAAUAUGGCACCGACAUGAGCUGGCAGGACUGCUUUGUGCUGGGUCAACAACUCUUUGAAAUGGAGGACUACAACAACACCAAAGUGUGGAUACGCGAGUCGAUGGAACGUUUGCGACGACAAAAUAAGCCCAAGCCCCUGCCUCAGAUGGAAACGCUUAACAGCAUGGAGCUCGUGGCAAAGAGUUUGUUCCAAAUGGGCGACUUUGACACGGCAUACGAGUUGAGUCAGCGGGUGCUGGAGUUCGAUCCGCGUCGCAUACGGAAUUGGCACUUGGGUGACAAGGGGGCCGCAGUGAAUGAGGAGGAGGAGCCACAGAGGGAUGCCUUGCUGCCAAAGCAUUCGGAUUCAUAUAGUCUCACGCAGGAGUUUGCCCACUAUGAGAAAGUGUGUCGGGGAGAGGUUGAACCCUCCCCGGCCCAGCAGCGUCCCCUGCGUUGUCGUUACUCACAAGGAAACCAUCCAUAUCGGCAAUUGGCUCCGCUCAAAAUGGAAGAGCAUAGCCUGGAUCCAUUUGUGGUUACCUACCAUGACAUGCUAAGUCCGAAUAAAAUCGCACAACUUCGGGAAAUGGCUGUCCCUCAUAUGAGGCGUUCGACUGUAAAUCCUCUGCCCGGUGGCCAGAACAAAAAGUCAUCGUUUCGCGUCAGCAAGAACGCCUGGUUGGCCUACGAAACGCAUCCCACCAUGGGCAAAAUGUUGCGUGACCUGAGCGACACCACCGGCUUGGAUAUGACCUACUGUGAGCAAUUACAGGUGGCCAAUUAUGGCGUUGGUGGUCACUACGAACCGCAUUGGGACUUUUUCCGCAAUCCUGACCACUAUCCUGCCGAGGAGGGUAAUCGGAUUGCCACCGCCAUAUAUUAUCUUUCCGAAGUGGAGCAAGGAGGAGCCACAGCCUUUCCGUUUCUCAACUUCGCCGUUCGACCGCAGCUAGGCAACGUAUUGUUUUGGUACAAUUUGCAUCGCUCUUCGGACAUGGACUACCGCACCAAGCAUGCUGGCUGUCCAGUCCUAAAGGGUAGUAAGUGGAUUGGCAACGUUUGGAUACACGAAGUUACACAGACCUUUGCCCGACCCUGUGAUGUCUUCCGGGACCAUGAAGUUUCAUUAGAAUACGAGAUAAUAAAAUAAAUAAUUGUUGUGCA
Messenger RNA from Drosophila willistoni, 1768 nucleotides. Its product is annotated as prolyl 4-hydroxylase subunit alpha-1. Bases 144 to 1754 code for a protein of 536 amino acids. Lineage: Eukaryota; Metazoa; Arthropoda; Insecta; Diptera; Drosophilidae. Gene Ontology annotation, biological process: peptidyl-proline hydroxylation to 4-hydroxy-L-proline. The transcript is spliced from 8 exons. The record is from RefSeq and is a predicted model, not a curated record. Gene Ontology annotation, molecular function: iron ion binding; procollagen-proline 4-dioxygenase activity; protein binding. Gene Ontology annotation, cellular component: endoplasmic reticulum.